This is a messenger RNA of Gastrolobium bilobum, 1293 nucleotides long. Its product is annotated as transcriptional corepressor LEUNIG_HOMOLOG-like. The transcript has 11 exons. Gene Ontology annotation, molecular function: transcription corepressor activity; protein binding. Lineage: Eukaryota; Viridiplantae; Streptophyta; Magnoliopsida; Fabales; Fabaceae. The record is from RefSeq and is a predicted model, not a curated record. Bases 1 to 1293 code for a protein of 430 amino acids.
AUGGACAUGCGUGGAAAUGAUGAUCGUUCCCCAAAGGAAUCGGGAGGCUCAAAUCAUAUCACUGGAAAAAAUAAACUGCUUUCAGGAGAGGCAGGUGAUACUCCAGAUUCCAAGAAACCAAAGCUCCCAAAUGAUUCAAAGGAGGAAGAAAGACCUUCGAUCCAUCCAUUGUCAGAGAUGGAGCAGCCUAAAGGAGUCGACACAUUACCUGAAUUAGUGGGCAGUAGUCAUCCUUCUCGGGAUGUUAGCAACCAGGUCUCGAGGCAACUAUUUGGGCCCGCUGAAUUAGGUAUCCGUAUGCUUGACGAAACGUCAACAAAUUUUCUGCAACCGUCACCGUCGUUGAUAACACAAAUUGUGCAAAAAUUCCUUGUUGAAUUAGACGCAGGUGAGUUUUUGUUCGAAGAAGUUACUCGCCAUCAUCAAUCAAGCAUAAGCGAGAAUUUUUUGUCCUGCCAUUUUUCAGCGGACGGAAGAUUUUUGGCAUGUGCUGGACAUGGGAAGAAGGUUACAAUUUGGAACAAGGAAGAUUCUAAUUUUGCCAUUACAGAAAAAUCACAUUCAGAUGUGAUCACAGAAGUUCGAUUUCGUCCAAAUCACCGGUCAACUAUGUAUGCUACAUCUUCCUAUGAUCGAACUGUAAAAACAUGGGAUGCAGCCUAUCCGGACAUUGAAUAUGCCACUCUUAAUGCGGAUUUUGGCUAUCCAAUAUUGUCAUUGGAUUUCCACCCGAGAGAUCGUGACUAUCUUUGCUGCUGCGAUGCUAAUGAUUUAAUUCAGCUGUGGAAUGUAUAUCACAAUGCUUACAUGAAGAGCUUUAAGGGAGGUACUCAACAAGUUAGAUACCAGCCUCGAUUUGGGAAGCUUUUAGCUGCAGCUUCAGGAAAGUUUAUCAAUAUAUUUGAAACAGAGAAUUACAAAAUCCGGAACAAACUAGAGGGACAUAACAAAGAAGUUAUUUCCAUUUGCUGGGAUCAAACUGGAAACUACAUUGCCUCAGUUAGUGAAGAUGAGGCACACUUCUGGUCCGCUGCCCCACAAGGAGGUUUACUACAUGUUUUGGCUUGCAAACACGGGAAAUUUGAGUCGUGCAUUUUUCAUCCUAAAUAUCCUAACCUCGUAAUUAUUGCUGGCCAUAAGUGCCUGGAAUUUUGGAUUCCUCAGAGAGAGCAUUCAUUGAACUUUUUUGAUGGUGGUGAUGGGAUAUUUACUGGACUAGCAACUUCACCCCAAAAUCAAAGGGUUGCCUCAAUUAGCCGUGAUCGCGUGAAACUUUGGAAAAUAAGUUCCUAG